This is a messenger RNA of Zerene cesonia (dogface butterfly), 2086 nucleotides long. RefSeq lists its product as uncharacterized. The record is from RefSeq and is a predicted model, not a curated record. Lineage: Eukaryota; Metazoa; Arthropoda; Insecta; Lepidoptera; Pieridae. The transcript has 16 exons. Gene Ontology annotation, biological process: regulation of DNA-templated transcription; DNA repair. The coding region runs from base 142 to 2013 and encodes 623 amino acids. Gene Ontology annotation, cellular component: SAGA complex; NuA4 histone acetyltransferase complex; nucleus. Gene Ontology annotation, molecular function: kinase activity; protein binding; transcription coregulator activity.
CGCGACGUGCUGCGCUGCUGCCGCGACCUGCCGGAGCUGUACGAGAGCGAGACGCUGCGCUGGGUGCUGGUGAAGGUGCGCGCGCGCAGCGAGCUGGCCGCGCCGCCGGACCUCGCCGACGAGCUGCGGCUGGCCGAGCGGAUGUGGCAGGGCGCCGGGCGGAGCGCCGAGUGGGGCGCCGAGUGGGGCGCCGGGCAGGGCGCCGGGCCGGGGGAGCGCGGCGCCGCGCUGCAGCUGGCCGUGCUCGCGCUGCGCCUGCGCCUCCGCUCCGCCGCUCUUUCGAAAGAAAAUAUACAAGCGAUGCUGUCGUUCGCAAGAGACAAAUGGGCGCCCGCUUUAGCAGAGAGGGAGUGCUACGAGUCGGAGGGGCGUCGGCCGGGAGACGCGGGAGACGCGGGAGACGCGGGAGACGCGGGAGACGCGGGAGACGCGGGAGACGCGCACGCGCUCGACGAGGCGCUGCUGUUUGCGGUCUCACAUUACGACCGCAUGUGGAGCUGCGCGCACGAGAUGUCUCAGAGGGAAGAUUUAAUUGGCGAAAUGUAUGAAGCCCUCCGCUUGUACCGGCGGGUGCGCAGCCGCGGCGCGCUCGGGGCCUCCCUGCUGGACGUGCUGCUGUGGCGGCUGCUGCAGCUGCGCCGCGCCGGCGGGGAGACCCGUCACGUGGCGGAUAAGUUGCAAGAAUUGUCGAUCGCGACGGAGGAGUACCAAGCGGAGGCGCUGCGGGAGUGCGGCGCGGGAGACGCGGGGGGCGAAGGGGGCGAAGGGGGCGAAGGGGGCGGCGCGGCGGCGCGCGAGAGGGGGCGGCAGCGCGCGGCGUGGCGCGCGCGCCUCGCGCUCGUGGCGCCGCCGCUGCACGCGCUGCACCACUACGUCGUGCGCCUGCUGCGCGCCGCCGCCGACCACGACGCGGCGGCGUGGGCGGGCGCGCUGCGGCUGCUGGACGACAAGAUGUUCAACGAGCACGCCGGCCCCGACUACCUCGUGCUGGCCAAGUACAGGGCGCGGCUGCGACCCUUCCAAUGUUUCGAAGUCGAUGAUCCUUCUGAGCGGCUGAAAGCAUUACGUGAUCUAGAGCGUGAAUUGCGACCUAGCGCUUUGGGGGAGGCGGGGGAGGGGGGCGCAGGAGCUCCCGCGCACCGCGCCCUCGCCCCCUACCUCGUGCGCGCGCUGUCGGCGGACUGCGCGCUGUUGCAGUUCCUGGAGCGGCGCCGCCGCCUCGACGCGCUCGUCGCGCGCCGCGCGCCGCGCCACGCGCUCGAAGUGACGGACGACCGCCACGGCGAACUGGAUAUAGAGGAGAAAUUGCGGCUAUUUAACGAGAUGUGUGAGCGUGUCCCGAUGCGUGCGUUACGUGGGGCGAUGGAGGCGGACAGCGUCAGCGUCGAAGAUUUUAUUAGUAAGCGACGAAAUUUCACCGAAUCCCUCGCGGCGAACGCGGUUCUCACGUACAUAAUAGGCGUAGGAGACCGGCACCCGCAGAACGUGCUGGUGAGCGAGGCCACGGGCGCGCUGGCGCACGUGGACUGGGCCAGCGCGCCGCACGCCGCGCCGCGCGCGCUCGAGCCCGCGCCCGCGCGCCUCACGCGCACCAUGCUCGCCUUCGCGGCACCGGGUGUGCGCCACUCGGUGCGGGCGUGGAGCGAGCGAGCGCGCGAGCACGCCGCUCCGUUAACAGCAAUCGCCCGCCUCACGCUUGGCCACCUGAACUUCGUAAACGAACGUAAGGUAUCUUUGAUUGAAGAUAUUCUGCACGGAAGGAUCGUUGCGCACGAGGUGGCAUGCGCACUCCUACAAGAAACUAUCGACACCGAUAGAAACUCAUACACAAAUGCGCAAAAACGCCAGAGAGCGCAGGCUCAAGUGAUACUCGAUGAGAUGCAGGAAUUAUUUGUUGAUUUUCCCAGCAAGGAACACUAUUCUGUUGAAGAGCAGGUUCAUAGCCUAUUGAGAGCUAGUACAUCACCGAGACUUUUGGCACUGACACGUCCUGCAUGGCAAGCCUGGAUGUAACAUACAUACACGUGAAAAGCGAGGAUCGUUUUUCUUCUAUCUUUUUUUUUUAAUAGAUUUAAUUAUGAAGAAA